UUACCCGACCACGGAUGGAUGUGAAGAGGGUCGACUACUGGCUGACCUAUCCUUGGACACUAUUAGUCCGUCGAGAAGAGUACUCUAGGUAGUUCCCUCCCCACCUACUGGGCGUAGUACUGUGCUCAUAGCGCGAGUUUCCGCGGACCAGCUAUGUACCUAAAAGCACCUACUAUGUACGUAUGUAUGUGCAUACCUAUGCAUACACAUACAAACACGCCCCAGAUCAAUGAGUAAGAUCAGGCGAAGCACGCCUUUCGCUUUUGGCCACAGAGGUCCGUACGUACAUACACAGUGCACACUCCAAGAUUUACUUCGUAUUCAGUCGAGUAAGUUUCGAAAUUCGGAAAGACUUCGGCAGCCAAAUAUAGCCUGGACUUUUGCCAGGAAAGUGUGCUCGUCUUCCAUUCUUGGAAGCGGGCUCGAUCGACUUAACAUUUCAGUCUUCAGAUUGCUAGUGAGACCCAAUCGCAUUACACCUUGCCUCCUCUCUCCACCCAUCCUUAAAAAACUUGUCAAAAUGCCUCCCAAGGGAUCCGGAUCUAAGAAAGCCAAGCGCAGCGGAAGCAACAUUUUUGCUCUCUUCUCGCAGAAGCAAAUCCAGGAGUUCAAAGAGGCUUUCGGUAUCAUGGACCAAGAUAAGGAUGGUAUCAUCACCUCCAGUGACCUCGUGGCUGCCUUCGCUUCCGUUGGCAAGUCCAUCUCCGACUCUGACGCGUCUGGCAUGCUCGCUGAAGCUCCCGGUCCCGUUAAUUUCACACAAUUGGUCAUGCUCUUCGCUGAGAAGAUGGCUGGAGGUACCGAUGAGGAUGAGGUCAUCUUGAAGUCUUUUGAUGCUUUCGAGGUCAGCGGAAAGAUCGACGCUGAAAUGUUCCGACACUCGUUGAUGACUUGGGGAGACAAAUUUUCCAGUGCUGAAGUGGAUGAUGCCUUCUCUGAAUUUCAAAUUGACAACGGCCAGAUCGAUGCUAACCACUUAAAAGGUCUGAUGGUGGCCAAGAAGGAGGAGGAAUAAGUUGGCCAAAUUCGAUGGGGUCAACAACAAACAUCUGUAACUAAUAACAUCAAUCAACUAUCCUGGAUGCGACUAGCAAUCUCAAUCUUCCCUAGGGCAACAAUCAAAAUUAUUGCAAUGAGAGUGAUACAUGUUGUUGUAGGUGUCUCUGGUUGGUAAUUUGAAGUGUGGCCUGCUGUUUUCAGAGAAAUAUAUGCACAUCUAUUAUUUGGAAAUUAA
Molecule: messenger RNA, 1234 nt
Organism: Tigriopus californicus
Lineage: Eukaryota; Metazoa; Arthropoda; Copepoda; Harpacticoida; Harpacticidae
Product: myosin regulatory light chain 2-like
Biological process (GO): locomotion; post-embryonic development
Cellular component (GO): cytoplasm; myosin II complex
Molecular function (GO): calcium ion binding; myosin heavy chain binding
Source: RefSeq, a predicted model, not a curated record